Messenger RNA from Prinia subflava (tawny-flanked prinia), 1587 nucleotides. RefSeq names its product coiled-coil domain containing 42 (gene CCDC42). The record is from RefSeq and is a predicted model, not a curated record. Gene Ontology annotation, biological process: spermatid development. The transcript is spliced from 7 exons. Bases 643 to 1587 code for a protein of 314 amino acids. Lineage: Eukaryota; Metazoa; Chordata; Aves; Passeriformes; Cisticolidae.
GGUAGUCCUUGGUCAUGGGCCCUCUCCCGCGGCAGAAAUUAAAUCAAUUAAAUACCAAUCAGCUGGUUUUUGGCAAAUGGGAAAGCUCAGCCUGAUCCAGAGAGGGAGCCCUGGGCAGAGCAGUGUUCAGCCCUCCAUGAGGAUGGGCCUGUCCUGGCUUCCAGCUGGGCUUUGGGAAAGGAGCCAGGCAGUGCUGGGACAGGGGAUGGGGUGCCAGGGGCCCUGACAGACCCCAGGGCAGCAGAGGGCACCAGGGCCAAAUCUGGGCAGAGGAAGAAGCAGAGAAGGUGAAUGAAAAAGAGAAGGGAGUGAAAAAGUCCAGGUCCUGGACACAGUGGUCAUUCCCCUGAUGCCAAGGGGUUCCCAGGAGUUGCCACAGUGCUUGGAGUAGCUGCAGGAGCUGUCACAAUGGUUGGAGCAGCCUCUGCAGUUGUCACAAUGGUUGGAGGAGCCGCUGGAGCUGUCAGAGUUCCUGGAGUAGCCACUGGAGUUCUUGCAAUGAUUGGAGGAGACAGUGCCUGUCUCUGGGAUUGAGAGGAGCCCCAGGGCCAGUCCUGGUGGACUGGAGUAGCCACAGGGCCCGUGCAGGUGUCUGCCCAGAGGCCGGGCAGGCCGGCAGCAGGACGGGCGGUGCCCGCAGCCAUGGCACAGGAGGAUGUGAGCUACUACCGGGGGCAGUACAAGGACAGGCUCCUGCCCCUGCUCAGGGAGCUCCGACCAACAGAGGAGGACUCCACAGACUCCUUUAUCUGCCUCCUGAAGAAGAUGAAAGAAAUGCGACUGAUGGAGAGGGUUCUGGAAGAGACAGAGGAGGCUUUCACAGAGAGGAUGGAGACCCUUGCUGAGCAGUGGAGGGACCUGCACGCCAGGAGGGCUGAGCUGAAAGCCCACGUGGUGACAUCUGGGACGACUGUAAAGGAGGGAGAAAGGCUGCAAACCCAAGCUCUGAAGAAAGCCAAAGAAGAGAAAGUGGAGAUUUCAAAAAAGGAGAGUGAGCUCUUAAGGGCUAGGAGGGAACUGGAAUCCCUCAGAAAACAGCACCAGGAACUCUCCAAGAAAUUGCUGAAGUACUCCCUGUUCAAGAGGUACCUGGAAGAAGUGGUGGAGAAUUCACAGUUCCGCGACAUCGAGGACAUCAUUAUCUACUGUAAAUCCCUGGUGAGGACACGCAAGGACCUGCUGCAGUCCCAGUGGUGGCCAUGGCAGCUGCUGGAGCAGGGCAAGGUCCUGCAGCAGCAGAUCAGGGCAGAGAAGGAAGCUGAGAUGCUUCAGUGCAAGAAUGACCUGGCGCAGCUCAAAGAAUCUCUUGACCAGGCUCAAAGGGACAUCCGCCAGUGGGAUGUGUCUCAUGUCCCCCAGGAGGAUUGCUGGGCUGAGCUCCAGGACAGGGCUGCCAGGAAGGCCAUGGAGCUGAAAUCCCUCAACAUGGCCAUCCACAGCCUGUUCCAUGCUGCCAGCGCAAGGCUCCAGCCAAAGGGCAGGGUGGCAGCUGGGGACAGCCACGGGCAGCUGGACAUGAUCUGGCAGUUCCUCCACGAAUUCCAGUACUUCAGAGAGGACGUGAAGGAGCGCAGCCGACCUCUGUGA